AUGUCCAUUGCAAACACCUUGAAAGAGUUUUUCUCUUUGAGUGCUCUAGAUUCCAGACUUGACCCUACAAGGAGUAAAGACAAACAUCAACAGACUAUUAAGAAAGGAGCAAAGCCUUCAAGAUGGGGUAGCCUUGAAUUCAAGUUUUACUACAUUAUAUUCAUCAUAGCUGUGCCAUUGAUGUUCAAGGCAGCAAUGGAUGCCUCAAAUGAAACCAAUCCAAAUUAUCCCCGAUUCGAACGGUUGUUGAGUAAAGGAUGGAUACUAGGUAGAAAAGUGGACAAUUCAGACCAACAAUAUCGUUUUUUUCGAGACAAUUUACUACUUCUAGGCUUGUUGGGGGUGAUACAUGUUACACUAAGAAAAGUUUUGACUCCACUAUUGUCAAUACGGAAGAGAACUUAUUUUGACUUGGUGUUUGGAAUUGUGUUUUUGAUGGGAGCUCAUGGGGUAAAUGUAAUCAAAAUUUGCUUUCACUUGGGGCUUAAUUAUAUCAUUGGAAGAUACAUUACAGACAAAAAAGUAGCUAUUUGGGCAACAUGGAUAUAUGGAGUGUCUACAUUGUUCCUAAAUGAUUGGUAUGGAAUGCACAAGUAUGGAAUCCCGUUGUUGGAUCUGAGCUUCAAAGGGAUUAUAGAGCGUUGGGAUGUCUUCUACAAUUUCAGCUUGCUUCGAAUGAUAUCUUACAAUCUUGAUUACAUUGAAAGAGAACAUGCUUUGAGGAAGCCUGAUGCGAAGGGUGGUUCAUUGAUUGAUCUCAAUGACCGUGAAAGACUCACAGCUCCAUUGCCAAUAGAAGACUAUAAAGUUUUCAAUUAUCUUGCAUAUGUGUUGUACACACCAUUAUUUAUAGCUGGGCCUAUUUUGACAUUUAACGACUAUAUGUAUCAAUCAAAUUACCAACAAGCUGCAUCAGUGAGAGACAAGAAACGUAUAUUUAUAUACUUUCUUCGAUUCGUCUUUUGUUUGCUAGUGAUGGAAUUCGUUUUGCAUUUUAUGUACGUGGUUGCUGUAUCAAAAACAAAAGCUUGGGAUGGUGAUACUCCUUUCCAAAUCUCAAUGUUGGGUCUUUUCAAUCUAAACAUAAUCUGGUUGAAACUUCUAAUACCAUGGAGAUUAUUUCGACUUUGGAGUUUGUUGGAUGGCAUUGAUCCUCCGGAGAACAUGAUUCGGUGUAUGGAUAACAACUUUUCAGCGCUUGCAUUUUGGAGAGCAUGGCAUAGGUCGUUCAACAGAUGGGUUAUUAGAUACAUAUACGUCCCCAUGGGUGGGGGUGGAAGCUAUCGUCUUUUAAAUAGCUUAUUGGUGUUUAGCUUUGUUGCAAUUUGGCAUGAUAUUGAAUUGAGGUUGCUUAUGUGGGGCUGGUUGAUUGUUUUGUUUUUGAUUCCGGAGCUUGUUGCCAGUAUGGUGUUUAAAAAAUACGAUCAGCAGUGGUGGUAUCGAUAUUUAUGUGGGUUGGGCGCAGUGGUCAAUAUAUGGAUGAUGAUGAUUGCAAACCUCGUUGGAUUCUGUCUUGGCAAGGAUGGAACCAUACAGUUGAUUUGUGAGAUGUUUAAGUCUGUACUGGGUGUAACGUUUUUCAUCGUUUCUUCGUUUACAUUGUUUGUUGGAUCUCAAGUGAUGUUUGAAUUGAGAGAGGGCGAGAAAAGAUCAGGCAUUGAUGUGAGAUGCUAA
Molecule: messenger RNA, 1674 nt
Organism: Lodderomyces parapsilosis
Lineage: Eukaryota; Fungi; Ascomycota; Pichiomycetes; Serinales; Debaryomycetaceae
Gene: GUP1
Product: O-acyltransferase
Exons: 1
Coding region: 1-1674 (557 amino acids)
Biological process (GO): GPI anchor biosynthetic process
Cellular component (GO): endoplasmic reticulum
Source: RefSeq, a predicted model, not a curated record